AUGAACAUCGAUACAGACGUCCUCAUCAUCGGCGGUGGCUUCAGCGGCAUGUACGGGAUUUACUGGAUGCGCAAACUAGGCCUGAAAGUCAAGCUCCUCGAGGCCGGGUCGGACUUUGGAGGGACAUGGCAUUGGACCCGCUAUUCCGGCGCUCGCGUGGAUAGUGAGAGUCCCUACUACGCGUUAUCGAUUCCCGAAGUAUACAAAGACUGGGUCUGGAGCGAGCGGUUCCCUGGGCACGAGGAGCUGCGAAGGUAUUUCGCCCAUAUUGACAAAGUGUUGGAUCUUAGGAAAGAUGCAAUCUUCAAUGUGACGAUGACUUCGGCUUCUUUCGAUACCCAUCGCGGGCAGUGGACGGUUCGUUGCCACGAUGGGAGAUUUGCGAAAUGCAGGUAUCUGAUCAUGGCCACGGGUUGCAAUAGCAAGGUCUAUCGACCGGACUUGGAGGGCUUGCACAAGUACGAAGGGCACUUGAUCCACUCUGCACGAUGGCCAGAAGCAGAUGUUGAUGUCCGUGUAAAGCGUGUCUGUAUCAUCGGCUCAGGAGCGACUGGUGUGCAACUUGUCCAGAACCUUGCGGUCCACGCCUGUGAACUCACGGCUUGUGUCCGAACGCCCAAUACAGCCCUUCCUAUGCAGCAACGCCAGAUGACAGUUGGGGAACAGAGAAUGACGAAGAACUUCUACCAUUCCAUCCUUCGCAGCUCGCGAAACAGCUGGGGUGGUUUCCCCUACGAACCCCCAUGGAAAGAAUGGAGUUCAACAACCGCUGAAGAACGUCAAGAAUACUUCGAAGAGCUUUGGGUAAGGGGAGGAUUCAGCUUCUUCGUGUCCAACUACGCAGAGCUGCUCUACGACAAGAAGAUUAAUGCAGAAGUGUACGACUUUUGGGCGAGAAAGGUACGAGCGAUCAUCCACGACCCGGUCAAAAGAGACAUCAUGGCGCCUCUGGAGCAACGGCAUUGGAUCUUCACGAAGCGACCGUCUUUGGAACAAAACUAUUACGAAGUGAUCGAUCGUGAUAAUGUCAAAGUCGUGGAUCUUCACAGACAUCCUAUUAGGGCUUUUACUGAGAAGGGCAUCAUCUUCGCCGACAAUGACGAGCAAGACUUUGACAUCGUCAUCCUCGCCACGGGCUACGACAACGUCACAGGGACUUUGCUAGACGCCGGACUCAUCGACAUCGACGGAGCUCCCACAGCCCUCUCAAACGGCCCUCCUUUAGCUGAGAUCCAGAUCGAAUGGAUCGGCUCCGCAAUCGAAAAGAUGCGUAAGGAGAACAUCAAGUGCAUCAAUCCUACACUUUCUGCGGUGGAGGAAUGGCGCAAGACCGUGCAUGAUAUCUGUAAUCGCACACUUUAUCCGGAGACGACGAGUUGGUUCAUGGGUGCGAAUGUUCCUGGUAAGCCAAGGGAGGCUUUGAUUUACCUGGGAGGUUUGAACACGUACGGAAGCGUGAUUCAUGCCGCCCUGGACAGUUGGGAGGGCUUUGAGGUUGUCGAGGAAUGA
Zasmidium cellare ATCC 36951 is the source of this 1509-nucleotide messenger RNA. RefSeq lists its product as uncharacterized. The transcript has 2 exons. Gene Ontology annotation, molecular function: oxidoreductase activity. Bases 1 to 1509 code for a protein of 502 amino acids. NCBI's taxonomy places the organism in Eukaryota, Fungi, Ascomycota, Dothideomycetes, Mycosphaerellales, Mycosphaerellaceae. The record is from RefSeq and is a predicted model, not a curated record.